UUUCAUUAUAAGUUACUUGACUUUUUUCUAUUGUGUUCUUGUAAAUAUAAAAAUAGAAGACUUAUCAAGUGUUUAAUUUUGACUUGGUAUGCGAGCUAAGAGACUACUAACUAUUACAACUCGUCCUCUUGACCUUCUCACCAAUGCAACAUGUCAGAGGCAUCAGGGAUAGUACAAGGAUUGGGUAAUCCAUAUAAGAUAGUUGAUCAUGCAAGAGAAAGAAGAAAGGGUAUCACUGCCUCUUCUUUGAAAGAUUUAACUAAUAUUGCUCGAAAUCGCUUGGCUUUACCACCAGAUGCAAAUCUUACAAUUGUAUUAGAGCAAGAUGGAACUGAAGUAGAUGAUGAAGAAUACUUUGCAACUUUGGAAAGAAACACCAGUCUAAUGGUUUUAUAUGGAGAUCAGAAGUGGAUUGCAGCAGGUAGUAGCAAGACUGCUUCUCGUUAUAUUGUUGUAGAUGAUGUGGACAACAUAGAAGGCACUUCAAGAAGUACCGAAAUCAGACGUCGACGUCCACCAAUAGAACCAUUAGUUUCAUCAUUACAUGAUGAUCCAUCACAUAUUUCACUACUUGGUGGAAAUGAUUUAGAACUGCUCAGUGAUAUGGAUCCUGACAGCUUAGCUGAUAUAGUACCUGACAGGAUUUUCCUUGAGCAAUUGAAGGAAGCAUCUGGUCGAUUUCUCGCAGAAAAACGACAAGCACAGGAGUCAAUGGCUCUUCUUCAGAUUUAUGCAAGUGGUGGAGAGAUGGAGCGAGCGUAGGCCAUGUGGGGGGUGGGCGCCCUCACAUUGGCUAAUAUGUAUCGAGUUAGGCGUCGUAUUUUCUAUAAAGGUCGCCAAUUACAACAAACUUUAAUCCUUCUUUGGAAUUGAGCCCAUACAACACUUACUUGCAAGCUUCAAUUGGAGCAAGCAAAAAAUCAUUAUAUUACAACAAAAAAUGAAAAAAUCUAUGGAUUAAGGAUUUACAAUUCUAUUCCAUAUAAAACCUGCUUACCAGGGUUGUUUUGAAGAAAGUGAGAUGAUAAAGAAAUACGUACAGAUACACAAAUAAUUCUAUUUCUAAUUACAAAUGAUUUAUGAAGUAUUUGAAAAUAUCUAUUCCAAAAUUCAGUCCAAUUAUCAGUCCAAUAUCAGUCCAAAAUUAUAAACUUUAAUAACUGAAGAUAAACAAAUUUUUGCUUAUAUAUUUCAUGAGUUAAGUAUUGUAUAAUUAGAUCAGAUUUUAUCUUAUUUUUUCAUUAAUAUAUAUAUAUUUAACUCAAAAAUAGAUACUUUGGACAUGUGUUGAGUUUAGUAUGUGGCAUAUGGAAUUGCUUUAAUACAAAAUAUGAUUAUAAUACAAAUAUAUAAAGUACUUAGUCAUUAAAUAAUCUGAACAUAUUUGAUAAGAAAAAAUAAUGAUGUCAAAGAAGGUAUUCCGUCACGAUGUUAUCAUAUCAGUAUUAGCACAAGAAUAUGUUUUAUUUAUGUAUUUUAUGUAGAUAUAUCCAUACUGAACUUAUGUUCAACGAAGAUUGAUGGAAUAUUUAAGACUGAAUUUAUAGGAAAACAGAUUGCAUCCCCAUUAAAAUCACCAAUUCAUUAAACACUAGAUGUAGUGAUGUAUUAGAAAAAAAAACAAUAUCAAUCCUUUGAUACCAAAUGAAGUUGUGCAUUUGAUAAAAAAAUCAGCAGAAAAUAAAGAAAAUAGACAGGUGUUCCUGAAAAGAUUAUACAUAUGCACAAUUAGUAGAUGAGCUUCAUGGUACUAACUGUUUUUCAUUUGUAAUAAGCAAAAUAAUUUUUAAAUAUUUAAACAAAUUGUUACUUUUUAUUGCAAUUAUGUCGUAUUUUACAUUUUUACAUUACUAUAUGUAAAAGUUGAAUUAUGCUAUAUUCUAAAAAGAAAGAAGAGAGAAAACAGUUAUACAAUGUAUAUGUCUAUUCUUUACAGGUACUCCAUAUUUAAAUAUCGUGACAUUCUUUGAUAUAUAUAUAUAUAUAUAUAUAUAUAUCUUAACAUACAUAUGCCGAAUUUUAGUGUUUACAUUGUUAUCCUUACAAUAAACAUCUAAUUUAUGUCAUGAAAACUAGACAAUGCAACGAUCAAUAUAAGGAUAUUUAUUACUUGGUAAUAUAUAGAUACAUCACUAAACCAAAUUGUAUUUGUUGUGUAUUAGAAUUAUCUUAAUUUCUAAUAAAUUAAAAGAGAAAUUAUUCAUACUUGAACUUCUCAGGUAUGAUAGUACAUAAUUGAUAUAUUGAAUAGACUGCCAAUUAUAAGCAACACACAUCAGUGCUCAAUAUAUUGUAUUUAUGAUUAUUUUUAAUAUUUGCAUUCAAUGCAAUUCUGAAUAACUUUAUUAUUUUCAGUUUAUAGUAUUACUAUAAAUAUAUUUUAUUAACAAGGAUAUAUUACAAACAAACAAACAACUUAUGUUUUAAUAGAAUGUAAAAAACGCGUAUUUAUAAGUUCAUACAGAGCAUUAGAUGCACUUUUAGAUUUAUUAGAUGCAUUACGCAAUUGACAAACCGCCUCUUGUAAGACAAGUUCACUUCUCAAUAACUGUCUGUUGACAGCUGAUAAUUCUUGAACAUCAUUAACAACUGUUCCUUCUGUGAUCUGAAUUAUGUCUUUAUCCAAUGUUUCAUUACAUUCACCUAUAUAAAACAUGAAGGCAACAUUUUUUAUUUGCAUUACAUUAUUAUUGUUAUUAUUUAAAAUAGAUAAUAUUUCAUAAAAAAUAAUUUUUUCUCUUUAUAAAUAUACAAUGUAUCAUUUAUACUAUAUAUACAUUUAAAGUAUAUACUAACAGGAUAAUAUUCUGCUUGUGAGUAAAACAAAUUUUAGGUGCUAUAAGAAAUGGAUCAUAAUCCAUUAAAUUCUUACUUCAGCAAAAAAAUUACAUUAUCAAUAAAAAUGUUUCUGCAUCAAGAAUAUUAUAUACAAUACUGUGUUUUAGCUAUAGGGAUGCAUAUUGUACUACUAUAAUAUUAAUGAAAUAUGAUGUUAUUAAAAGUA
Messenger RNA from Vespula vulgaris, 3004 nucleotides. RefSeq names its product DNA fragmentation factor subunit alpha-like. Lineage: Eukaryota; Metazoa; Arthropoda; Insecta; Hymenoptera; Vespidae. The coding region runs from base 151 to 762 and encodes 203 amino acids. Gene Ontology annotation, biological process: apoptotic process; regulation of apoptotic process. The record is from RefSeq and is a predicted model, not a curated record. The transcript is spliced from 5 exons.